This is a messenger RNA of Lipotes vexillifer (Yangtze River dolphin), 1727 nucleotides long. RefSeq names its product estrogen-induced osteoclastogenesis regulator 1 (gene EEIG1). Lineage: Eukaryota; Metazoa; Chordata; Mammalia; Artiodactyla; Lipotidae. The coding region runs from base 1 to 1155 and encodes 384 amino acids. The record is from RefSeq and is a predicted model, not a curated record. The transcript is spliced from 11 exons.
AUGGCUUUUUUGAUGAAGAAGAAGAAAUUCAAAUUCCAAACCACUUUCACCCUGGAGGAGCUGACUGCGGUCCCCUUCGUGAACGGGGUCCUCUUCUGCAAGGUCCGGCUGCUGGAUGGCGGGGAUUUUGUCAGCUUGUCGUCAAGGGAGGAGGUGCAAGAGAACUGUGUGCGGUGGCGGAAGAGGUUCACCUUCGUGUGUAAGAUGAGUGCCAACCCGGCCACCGGCCUGCUGGACCCCUGCAUCUUCCGUGUGUCGGUGCGCAAGGAGCUGAAAGGUGGGAAGGCUUACUCCAAGUUGGGCUUUGCCGACUUGAACCUGGCGGAGUUUGCAGGCUCAGGCUCCACAGUGCGCUGCUGCCUGCUGGAGGGAUACGACACGAAGAACACCCGACAGGACAACUCCAUCCUCAAGGUCACCAUUGGAAUGUUCCUGCUCUCUGGAGACCCCUGUUUCAAGACGCCGCCGUCCACUGCCAAGUCCAUCUCCAUCCCAGGCCAGGAUUCCUCCCUGCAGCUGACGUGUAAGGGUGGCGGGACCAGCAGCAGUGGCAGUGGCACCAACUCCCUGACAGGGUCCCGGCCCCCCAAGGCCCGGCCCACCAUCCUCAGCUCAGGGGUGCCAGAGGAGCCGGACCAGAACCUCUCCAGCCCCGAGGAGGUGUUCCACUCCGGCCACUCCCGCAACUCCAGCUACGCCAGCCAGCAGUCCAAGAUCUCUGGCUACAGCACCGAGCACUCGUGCUCCUCCAGCCUCUCGGACCUGACGCACCGCCGGAACACGUCCACCAGCAGCAGCGCCUCGGGCGGCCUCAGCAUAGCUGUGGAGGGUCCCGAGGGCAGCGAGCGUGAGCACCGGCCCCCCGAGAAGCCGCCGCGGCCACCCUGGCCCCCACAUCUGUCGGACCGCUCGUUUCGGAGGAAGAAGGACUCUGUGGAGAGCCACCCGACCUGGGUGGAUGACACGCGGAUUGACGCUGACGACAUCGUGGAGAAGAUCAUGCAGAGCCAGGACUUCACGGACGGCAGCAAUACUGAGGACAGCAACCUCCGGCUGUUCGUGAGCCGUGAUGGCUCCACCACCCUGAGUGGCAUCCAGCUGGCCAACAGGGUCUCCUCUGGGGUCUAUGAGCCAGUCGUGAUUGAAAGCCAUUGAGGAGCGGGCGUCCAGGCUGGAGAAGGGCCCUGCCUUCACAGGCGUCCAGACCCAAGUCAUUCCACAAGGGACCUUCCCCUUCGGAUCACCAUCCGUGCCGCAUUUCAUCUGUGCCUGCUCCAUGCACUCCAGCCCCAAAGCAUCAUUCCAUUGACCUCCCAUCAUUGCUGGGACGCUCAUGGUCCGCCAGGGCCCCGGGCACCACUGUGAAUAUUCUCCUCUGAACCACUAGAGGGCAGGACACAUGGGCCCGUGAAGCAGGUGGGGCCAGACAAACGCGGCGGGGACUGCCCCUCUGGACACCCACCUGGCCCCUUGGCGAGGACAUGCAGCAGCUCCUGCACAUGCAAGGAUGCUUGUGGCUGAGGGGCCUCUUGUUCUGUGUCCCUGCUCACUCCAGGAGCACUGGCCCAGCCAGUGGCCCUGGCAGGGCCUUGCUCCAUUGCUCCCUUGCCCUUGGGGGGCCAGUCCACCCCUGGAAUCCUGCCACCAUGGCCCUCUGACUGCUCAGUGCUUCAGCUGUCCCUUCCCUGUGUCCUGGGGGACCUGCUGGCAGCCUCCUCCUGGGAACC